GGCAGAGUGUAGCUGCGCCGUCAGUUAGUUUACUGUUUGAAUGUGAUGAGCUGCAGCCCCAGUACCGGAACGACGAGCGGGGUUCUUUUGUGUGUUUUUGGACCUCAGCUAACGGUGUGAAGGACUGACAGGCGGCUUUUUCUGUGAGUGUGUGUGAGUGUGUGAGUGUGUGUGAGAGUGUGUGAGAGUGUGUGUGUGUGUGUGUGUGUGUGUGUGGCAUGUGAUACAGACAAGAGGCUGAGGCGUGUUCAUGUCUCACGGACGUUACCGGGAAAAAGAAAGGAGGAAAAGAGGACGAAGAAGAAGAGGCUUUCUUUCGUCUCGUCCUGUGUGUGGAUGUGACUCGGGUUCAUGACGACAUGACGGAGCAGCCCUGCCUGUGGAUUUUAAGGGGCUCUUGCUAGCUGUUGAACGGCUGUCCAAUUAAACGAACAAUGACUUAGAGGGCAACAUUUUUUUCGUGCGGACCGUGAACGCAUCUUCAUUCUGUGGCUGAAGCUGGUUAAACACAUUAAAAACGCGCAGGGUGGAUCAGUUCAGGCGCGGCCAGGAGAGCCAACAAUGCGGAUUACCCUCUUGACUAUUUGCCUUUGUGUCAAGACAGACUGCGUGAAGUUGAGAUAAGCCUCACAGGGAGACAUAUCUGGAUCAUUAAUUGUAUUAAAUAGUCUUUGGGAAUAAGGAGACAGUGCCUUGACGUGCAGUGCAAACCCCACAUGUGCACAGGUUGACUGUGAACCAGCAAACUGACUGAAAAAGGAGCAACAGGGACAACCAUGGCGAACGACUCCAUUCAAAGUGAUCCAGGGGGGCUGUCGGUUCUGGAGCAGCUCGGCCUGGACCAGAACUCUGAUUUCUCCGACUCCAGCGUGCAGCAGCUGUUGGACGAGCAGCGCGAGAGGAUCCGCAGAGAGAUCCGGAAGGAGCUGAAGAUCAAGGAAGGAGCCGAGAACCUGCGCAGGGCGACGACUGACAAGAGGAACGCUCAGCAGGUGGACAGUCAGUUGAGAUCUUCAAACCGCAGGCUGGACGACCUUCACGCUCAGCUGCAGGAGCUGGACGCUCACAUCGUGGUGAAGGGAGGAGAGGAGAACAAAGAUGAGUGUCCUCAGUCUCCGGGGGCCGCGAGUCGGACGUCAGCGCACAAGGAUCGCAUCGCCGCCCUGGAGAGGCAGCUCAACAUCGAGCUCAAAGUCAAACAAGGGGUGGAAAACAUGAUCCCCAUCUACUCCAAUGGAUCCACCAAGGACAAGAAGAUGCUGCAGACGGCCCAGCAAAUGCUGCAGGACAGUAAGACCAAAAUCGACAUCAUCCGCAUGCAGAUCAGGAAGGCUGUGCAGGCCACGGAGCACAACGACGACACACAGGGUAACCAUGACCUCUGCGGGGUGGAGCUGCGUAUUGAAGAGCUGAGGCAUCACUACAGGGUCGAACAUGCCGUCGCUGAGGGGGCCAAGAAUGUGCUCAGACUCCUGGGGGCCAACAAAGUCCAGGACAAGAAAGCUCUGUCAGAGGCGCAGUCUCGUCUGAGCGAGGCGUCUCAGCGUCUCGACCUGCUGAGGGACGCUCUGGACCAGCGACUAGCGGAGCUGCCGGAGGACCACCCCAAAGCCAACGUCAUCAAAGAGGAGCUGGUCCUGGCCUCCUCUCCUGCCUUCAGCUCUCGCCACGGCGCCCCCUACCUCCACAACCAGUACAGCACCCUGAACAAACCCUCGCCUCUCACUGGUACCUUACAGGUGCAGCUCCUGGGCUGUGUGGGCUUGUUGGAGGCGGUGCCCGGUCGUAAUAAAGGGAGCGCCGUCAUGCUGCCGUGCUACAGCCCCGGAGACACCCGGUCCUUCAUGAGGGGCAGCAAAGGACUGUACGGACGGAGCGGCUCGGUCAGCGGAAAGACGCCAAGCAAGACGGACGAGCUCUGCUCUGAGGUGAGUGCUGUGCUGAAGCUGGAUAACACAGUGGUGGGUCAAACCGCCUGGAGGACUGUAGGAGAACAGGCCUGGGACCAGACCUUCACUGUGGAGCUGGAGAGGACGAGGGAGAUGGAGAUCGCUGUUUACUGGAAGGACUACCGCUCGCUGUGCGCUCUGAAGUACCUGAAGCUGGAGGAGUUCCUGGACAACCAGAAACACACAGUUCAGCUGGAGCUGGAGCCGCAGGGCCUGCUGCUGGCCGAGGUGACCUUCUUCAACCCGGUCAUCGAGAGAGUCCCUCGCCUCCAGAGACAGAAGAAGGUGUUUUCUAAGCAGCAAGGUAAGGCCUUCCUGCGGGCGCGUCAGAUGAACGUGGAUAUUGGGACGUGGGUGAGGCUGCUGCGAAACGCCAUUCCCACCUCCAACAACUCAGGAACCUACAGUCCUCACGCACACAGCCUGACUCUUAACUCUGGGGAGGUCUCUGUGGAGAAGUUGAGUUUGGACAGCGACUCGCCGAUACGAGGCGAUUACAAGAGAGACGCGGACACACACACCCCGGACCGACCGCCUGUCAUCGAGCCCUUCUCCCCCCCAGACCUCACCCCUGAGUGCCCCGCCCGAACCCCGCCUGUCAGCAGUAAGCAGAGGAAAGGUCCUCUGUCUCUUCAGGACUUCAGGCUGAUCGCCGUGUUAGGCAGAGGACACUUUGGGAAGGUGUUGCUGUCAGAAUACAAGAAAACGGGCACGAUGUACGCCAUCAAAGCGCUGAAGAAAGGAGACAUCGUGGCUCGUGAUGAGGUGGAGAGUUUAAUGUGCGAGAAGCGCAUCUUUGAGGUGGUGAACCUGUCGCACCAUCCCUUCCUGGUCAACCUGUUUGCGUGCUUCCAGACCCCGGAGCACGUGUGUUUUGUGAUGGAGUACACGGCGGGAGGCGACCUGAUGAUGCACAUCCACACGGACGUCUUCACAGAGCCACGAGCCGUGUUUUAUUCCGCCUGCGUAGUUCUUGGACUUCAGUUCCUCCACGACAACAAGAUUGUGUACAGAGACCUCAAGCUCGACAACCUGCUGCUCGACACGGACGGAUACGUGAAGAUCGCCGACUUUGGGCUUUGUAAAGAAGGAAUGGGCUUCGGGGACCGGACUAGCACCUUCUGUGGGACGCCAGAGUUUUUGGCCCCGGAGGUGCUGACAGACACGUCGUACACCCGGGCAGUGGACUGGUGGGGCCUCGGGGUCCUCAUCUAUGAAAUGUUGGUGGGAGAGUCUCCAUUCCCAGGGGACGAUGAAGAGGAGGUGUUUGACAGCAUAGUGAAUGAUGAAGUGCGUUAUCCACGCUUUCUCUCUACUGAGGCUAUCGGCAUCAUGAGAAGGCUGUUGAGGAGAAACCCUGAGAGAAGACUGGGCUCUGGUGAAAAGGAUGCAGAGGAGGUGAAGAAGCAGCCGUUCUUCAGAAGUGUGGACUGGGAGGCGUUGCUGCAGAGGAAGCUGCCCCCUCCCUUCGUCCCCUCCAUCGUGGGCAAAGAGGACGUCAGCAACUUCGACGAGGAGUUCACCACCGAGGCGCCGACGCUCACGCCUCCGCGGGAGCCUCGCGUGCUCUCGCGCAAAGACCAGGAUAGUUUCCGGGACUUCGACUACGUCUCCGACCUCUGCUAGUGGACCUCCAGGGGCAGGGGGGGGGGGCCUCACAGGCCUCGAGGAAUGUUUUAUUUUGAAGGAUUCACGGCCGAGCGUCUCCGCUGACUUUCUCUUAGUUACACUGUGAACAAAUGAGUCUUUAUCAUGUGUGUCUGCAGACUUUUUAAAGAUGGAGGACUGACGAUAUGAAACGCCCACACAGGUAGCUGACGGGCGGACAUGUUCCAUCACAAAGGACAAACCUCUCUCUCUCUCUCUCUCUCCAAUCAUUGUACAACACAGCAGUGAGUUGUGUUCCUCUGCCUUUAAACGCCUCCUCUCAUGUAUCAUCGUGGUCGUCGUCUGCAGCUGUGAGAGGCGGAGCUCGCCGUCUUCUCGUACUGUUUUCUGAGGCUUCCUGUCGGCCUCUAAUAACAAUGCCUUACAUUUGUAGUUGUGCGUGAUCCACAUAAAAGCAUUUUUUGUUUUUGUUUUUAUUGUGUGAGCCUCUGUCUGCAGGAGGAGCGACCCGACCGUGCUGCAGGAAAAGAACUGUAAAAAAAAAAAAAAGGAGUUGAAAGAGCGUUGGACUUUGUAGACCUACGGUGAAGACGAAGAGUCAUGCACGGUGAACUCUAGGGACAAGAACCACUGUCUUACGUUUUAACUACUAUUAAAAACUUUAGCUGCUUGGGUUUUAAUUUCUGCAACAAAAAACGUUUAGCAGAACAGUGACCCCCAAUUUCCACUUUCCCUGUGCGUGCAUGCGGUGCGGCGCGGCGGUCUCUGGAGCGACACUACGCUCUGCUCCGUUUUCAAAUCCGCUGCAAGAACGAGUCGAGCUGGACAGAAUAGAACAAGCCAAACAGGAAGUAAGACAAAGAGAAGCACAGAGUGUCUGCUCAAUUUCAAAAUAAAACAAUGUACAAACUCACGAUCGGUUUUUUCUAUCGUUGCGUCAAAACAGCCGCCGAAUGAACAACAAAUCAUCCUCAGAAAGACGGAGCAACAUGUUUUAUUUUUUGUUUUUUUUCCUGUGUGAUCUUGUAGUUCUACUGUGAUCUUGUAGUUCUCUCUGUGAUGUGGGUACAGCGGCUCAAGGCUGCGCUCCAGAAACAGAUCCAGUGUGGCAGAGCGCGCGCCGUCCGACUGAGGAAAACCGUGGCGCUGACGGAGGAAGUGGAAAUUGGGGGGUUAUAUUUGACAGCUGACUCCAUGACACAUUGUUCAGUACACAAACCUAUCUUUUUCUAAUUAGACAUUUGAGUACAGAACAUGUGGAAUCUGGAACUGGUGUAGCAGACUGAAUCACAACCACCAGCAUAGAAAAGCUUUUUUUUUUUUUUUUUUUUUCAGCCAGGACGUUUAAUUUUAAUUUUAAUUUGUGAAAACAUGAACACUAAGACAUGACGUCCAAGUCGCACACUGUCCUCUUUGAGACACGCUCGUUAAGUUAUCGACAUGCUAACCGUGUUGUUUGUACAUCAAAUCAGUUACUUCACCAUCAGGAUUAUUCCACCUGACUCAAGAGAUCAACAACUGGCUGAGAAACAGGUUUCUUUUUUUAAAUCCUACGCUGGAGCAGGGUGUGUUUCAGUCACAUCUUUUUUUGCAACCAUGAAUUUUUUGACUUUAUAGCGAUUUGGGGAAAUGUGUGUGUGUGACCUACGCAGGGGCGUGUCCAGACUUUUUCUUAAUAGGGGUUACCCACCUGGGGGCCACCGUCAUGCAGGGGCGGCAUGAAGGUUUUGGGCACACAUGCAAAUUAAUUCAAUUGUUUUUCCCCUUUCUUUACCAAUACUUGCUUGUUAGUAACAGAAUUUGGCAGCAUAUAAAUCUUACCUUGAUUCAAAACAAAUUCACAAUUUAAAGUACAAAAGAAAUUGCACGCUGUCUCAGUUGCAAAAAAAACUUUAUUAGUAAGCGAGUUCAUCGUUUGUUAGAAAGUGUGCAUGCAAAGUAUUUAUUUACAACUGAAAACCACGACCAUUAGCUUAGUUGAUUUGUACUUAAGUCCCGCCUCUGAUUACACAAAAUGCCAAUCAUGGAUUUAGAUUUGGGGGUGUCCCAUCAGAUUUCAAUGGGGGGGGCCCAUGCCGCCCCUCUGGCCACGCCCCUUCACCUAGGGUUUCACGAUCCCAGAAUUUUAAGCUUUUGUACGAUACCAGUAAAAUCGAAUGAUAUCAAAACCCACGGCAACAAGAAGAGAAGUCCUAGGCGAUCGAUACCGGGUCAUCUCUUGUUUUGAGUGGACAAAAUAUGAAGGAAAACUCCUGAACGCCGUCGAAAAGGCUCAAAUACCUAAACAAGAGUUUGUUCCCCUCUAUCUCUCUCUCACUCUCUCUCCUCUCUCUCCCUCUCUCUCUCCUCUCUCUCCCUCUCUCACUCUCUCUCUCUCUCUCUCAUUCUCGCUUGCGGCAGCUUUUGGUUAAAAAUGGCUGAAGAUCUGUCUCUCUUUUACUCUUUUUUUUUAAGCCUCGGUGCUCUUGGAUACUUUUGAUCGCGUAUCAAAGAGUACUGAAGUAUCGAACCUUGGCACCACAAGCACAACGAACCUCAGCCGUCGCUUUCUGGAGAAAAGAAGCAUUUUCAAGCUUCGUACAGUGAACUCUGUCCCAGCUCACUACUUCUCUUGGCAAUACAGUUUCCUGACAAACAAUAUGGUUUGAGGGGAAACGGAGGAGAAUAUGAGCGAGUACUCCAAACUUCCAUCACUCUUCAGCAUUUCUGAGUACAGGAGCAGUUUGAUGUGAAGCUGUACGUAAGAUGGUGUGGCUUUUACUCAUCCUGUGUAUGACAAAAUGAAACCAUGUGAGAGUAUGAGAUGACUUAUUUUAUAAAGAAAAGCUGGAGUGAA
Messenger RNA from Labrus mixtus (cuckoo wrasse), 6393 nucleotides. RefSeq names its product protein kinase N1a (gene pkn1a). The transcript is spliced from 23 exons. Gene Ontology annotation, biological process: protein phosphorylation; signal transduction. The coding region runs from base 777 to 3575 and encodes 932 amino acids. The record is from RefSeq and is a predicted model, not a curated record. NCBI's taxonomy places the organism in Eukaryota, Metazoa, Chordata, Actinopteri, Labriformes, Labridae. Gene Ontology annotation, molecular function: ATP binding; protein serine/threonine kinase activity; small GTPase binding.